Messenger RNA from Durusdinium trenchii, 2790 nucleotides. The record is from the annotation of a GenBank genome assembly. Lineage: Eukaryota; Dinophyceae; Suessiales; Symbiodiniaceae.
AUGGACCUCACAUGGACCUCCUCAAGGAGGCCUUCCGAUGGCGUGAGCGUCACCGCGCUGUCGCGGCAUGGGCGACAGGAUUUGGUGAGCAUCACCCAGGCGAUCUCUCGUGGAGCUGUGCAGAGCUGGAGGGAUGUCUCACAGAUCUUGACCUUGCUGGCUUCGCUGAAUCUACGUUGUGACCAGGUUGUAUUUGGUGCUGCCUUAGGAACGCUUGCCAAGGAGAGAGAGUGGCACGAUGCGCUGGCCACCCUGGGCAUGAUGCGGAGCGCUGGGCUGCGCAGCAAUCUCAUCACUGAAAGUGCGACCGUCGGAGCCUGUGCCAAGAGUCUGAGAUGGUCUAGAGCCUGUGGAAUUUUGCACGUGAUGCGUCAAGCGCAAGUUCAGCCCAACACGAUCGCCUACAACUCAGCCAUCACCGCGUGUGGCGCCCGCAGCGGGAGCUGGUUUCGGGCCAUGCAGGUCUUCGAACAGCUGCGGCUGCUGGGGCUUCCUGCAGGGAACAUGUCUUACAACACGGUGAUCAGUGCCCUGGAGUACCGCCAACAAUGGCAAAGGGGCCUUAGCUUUCUGGAGGAACUCAUUCAGUGGAGACUCGGAAAGCUCAACUUUGCCACAGCCAAUGUGGUGAGUUUCAACUCUGCUUUGAGCUGCUGCCGAAAGGUCUCACAAUGGCAGCGAGGCCUCUUCUUGCUCAAGGUGCCAGGAGCAGAUGAUGUGACCUAUGGCACCGCAGUGAGUGCCUGUGAUCAUGCUUGGCAAUGGCGUUGGGCUUUGCAGCUGUUGGCUGAGGCAGAUGACAUUUGUCGGGUGGAUGUCAUGACCUUGAACUCAGCCAUGAGCGCCUGCGCGAAAGUGCAGCAGUGGCAGCCCUGCUUGGGACUGCUGAGUGACAUGCGACACAAAACUGUGCCAAGCAAGGUCAGCUUCACCACCGCCCUUGGAGCUUUGACCAGCGCUGAUACCAGAAGAAGUUACAUAGGCUUGCAGUUGCUGAUGGAGAUGAAGCAGCAGAGGAUCCAACCCAAUGCGCUGGGAUACAGCAUCGGCAUCGAAGCGUGUGAGUCUGCCGAUCUUCACCAAACGGUUCCAGAGCUUGUUGCUGGUGCAAGUGCUGCCGGUGCCACUGCCUGUGCUGCUGCAGCCGUGUCUUUCGAGGAAGAGGAUCGGCAUGGCGACCACGCAGGUCUUGCAAUUGUUGCCUCAGAUGCGCUGGCAUGGCAGGGAAGGCUGGAUCUCAUCCUUUGGCAAAAGAUCAGCCGCCAGCUUUGCCGACCCGCCGCGAGGAGGUUGGAUGAGCUCUGCAUUGAACCAACCGGGUCAGACAGCUUUCUACGAGAACCUCUAUUGGAGCGCCACAGCAGCCUGGGAGAAGCUCAUACCGCUGUGGUGCUGGAGAUGCUUUUUGCUGGCGCACAAUGGCCGUGUGCUCGCAGGAGCUCAUUGGACCUCAUCAAUGUUGCAGUCUCGCAGGACCCUGAAGUUGCUGCCCUGGUCAAUGGCGUGGCUGCCACGGCGAUCGUGGCUUGGUGCAGUGCGCAUCUCAAGGCGGAGAAUUCCCACAGCACUGUUCAGAGAGUGAUUGGAGCAGAGGCGGAGGCUGCUAGCAAUGCUUUGCAUCCAAUCUUCAUGGUGCACGACCGCUCCACACAUGCAGAGCGCGCCUUGCUGUUGCAGCUGUUGACUUUGGCGAGCAGUCUGCGGGAGAAAUGUGAAAUCAUGCCUACGCCUACGCCUGCAGAGUUGGUGCUGGACUUUUGUAUGUACAGAGAGGGGACUAGACGGACGUUUUCAUUGCUGCAGGCACAUUCAGCUGCACUAAAGCUUGAAGUGGAAGAGACGUCCGUGGCAUUGGAGGCAGCCCAGCAAGAAGCAGCGCUCUGGAAGGAGCGCGCAGAGGUCAUGCUAGGCCGACGCAAGGCAGUGAUGCAAGUUGCAGCCCGUUGGCAGGGAAACGAUGCAGCUUGGGAGUGGCUGAUGGAGCAGGGUCAAGGGGCACAAGAGCUGGACCUGCCCGAAGGAUCUGAGCUGCGCCUGCAAAACCGGGAGCUUUGCCUUUCGCUGCGACAGUUCAAGCAGGACUGUGAGCUUUUGGAAUCGGAGAACUUGAGUCUGAAAGAGGCUGUCGCAUGCAUGGAGGAGGAUUUGCACCGGGUGUCUGACCAGCAUGCCCGGCUGGUUGGGCAUGUGAAUCACCGUCAGAAGAUCCGUUACACCAUGAAGCUGAAGGAAGAAAUCAAUCGCCUUUGUGUCGAGCUGAAGAGAGCGCGACAGCGCAUCGUUCAGUUGGAGGUGUCCAAGGAGAGUGAAAGCCUUUUAGAUGCCCUGGCGUCCCUGGUUGGAACCCCUGUGCCGCGUAUGAAGCUGCGCCAAGGUCGCCCUGGCCUGGCGGCCAAGCUGCGCAAUCCAGUCCGGCCAAAGUCCAAAGGCGAGGACGAGGCCCUGCGGCUUGCCGAUGCAGAGCAGUUGUGCAUCUUGCAACAAAGCGCCUUGGAUCGGAUCAGCAUGGACUUUCAGCAUCUCAAGGCUCUCAUUGAGCGAACGGUGAUGCUGGCAGACACCGAGCGCCGGAAUGGCGUCGAAGGUGGCAACUUUGCCGCGUUGCUGCACCGGUUGCGAGAGAUCAUUGCCGCAAACCAUCGAACUCCGCAAGGUGCUAAUGCUGAGCUUGGUCCGCUGCCAGUUGCUCCCACCUCUAUCACCUGUGACGAUGACGACGUGGAGCUUGCUGAGGGGCAGGUGAUUUGUUAUGGGCAGAGAGAAGAAUGCAAGGAGCAAGAGCUGGAGUAA